Molecule: messenger RNA, 839 nt
Organism: Hypomesus transpacificus
Lineage: Eukaryota; Metazoa; Chordata; Actinopteri; Osmeriformes; Osmeridae
Gene: tspan13a
Product: tetraspanin 13a
Exons: 6
Coding region: 87-698 (203 amino acids)
Cellular component (GO): membrane
Source: RefSeq, a predicted model, not a curated record
CUGCUUGCAGCUGUGUUUGUUGAGAACAUUAAGUUGAAGACAAUUGGUCUGACGUGUAAGGCAUUUUGUUUGUCGCAGUGAAGACAAUGGUGUGUGGUGGUUUUGUAUGCAUCAAGAAUUCCCUCUGCGGUCUCAAUAUACUGUAUGUUUUGGUGAGUCUGCUACUGAUUGGAGUGGCAGCAUGGGGCAAAUGGUUUGGCCUAGUGUCUAGUAUUCAGGUGGUGGCAGGGGUAAUUGGCGUAAGUACCUUCCUGUUGCUGGUCGCCUUUGUAGGACUCUGUGGAGCCCUAAAGCACCAUCAGGUCCUGCUCUUCUUUUACAUGAUCAUCUUGUUCAUGGUGUUCAUUGUACAGUUCUCUGUGUCUGGGGCAUGCCUAGCUCUUAAUAAAGACCAGCAGGACCGCCUACUGGAGGUGGGAUGGAACAACUCUGUGUCCACUCAGAGAGAUGUAGAGAAGAACCUGGACUGCUGUGGCUUCUCCAACGUCCCUGUUAAUGAAACAUGUGCUGCUGACUGUGUCCACAACCAAUCUUGCAAACCCUGUGGUGACAUUAUCCAGCAACAUGCUCAAGACGUUUUACAAUUUGUGGGUGGGAUAGGACUUUUUUUCAGUUUUACAGAGGUCUUGGGGUUAUGUCUAACCCACAGAUAUAGGAAUCUGAAGGAUCCUCGAUCACACCCCGGGGCUUUUCUGUAACUUUUCCUACUCCCAACCCAACAUUGCACUGUUGAGGUAUUUAUUCAUUAUAUUGAAAUGUUCUUGUCAUUGUAAAUGUAAUGUCUAUGUAUUAAUAAUGUCAGUGAUCAAGAUUCAUUAUAAAUUAGCCUUAUGAUGUCA